AUGCAUGUCGAAUCUUCAACCAAAGACCAAUCCUUCAGCACAACCGAGAGUGAGGCAAAUGCUGACUUAAUCUCUAAUCCAAUUGCAAUGAAUACAUCUUUAGAGUUAGACGAAGCAGAAUUUACACUAGUUACCUCUAAAAAUAAAAGAAAUAAGAGCAAAAAGAAGAAUCAAGACAAAAUGGCUGUAUAG
This is a messenger RNA of Cetraspora pellucida, 192 nucleotides long. The record is from the annotation of a GenBank genome assembly. NCBI's taxonomy places the organism in Eukaryota, Fungi, Glomeromycota, Glomeromycetes, Diversisporales, Gigasporaceae.